Molecule: messenger RNA, 1662 nt
Organism: Aspergillus bombycis
Lineage: Eukaryota; Fungi; Ascomycota; Eurotiomycetes; Eurotiales; Aspergillaceae
Product: glucose-6-phosphate isomerase
Exons: 2
Coding region: 1-1662 (553 amino acids)
Biological process (GO): glycolytic process; gluconeogenesis; glucose 6-phosphate metabolic process
Cellular component (GO): cytosol
Molecular function (GO): monosaccharide binding; carbohydrate derivative binding; glucose-6-phosphate isomerase activity
Source: RefSeq, a predicted model, not a curated record
AUGCCGGCUUUCUCGCAGGCUACCGAGCUCUCCGCCUGGAAGGAGCUCCAGGAGCACCACACCGCUGUCGGUCGUAACAUUGUCCUGAAGGAGGCCUUCGAGAAGGACCCUCAGCGCUUCGAGAAGUUCAGCCGUACCUUCAAGAACACUGUGGACAACUCGGACGUCCUCUUCGAUUUCUCUAAGAACUUCCUCACCGAGGAGACCCUCUCCCUUCUGGUCAAGCUGGCCAAGGAGGCCAAUGUUGAGGAGCUCCGCGAUGCUAUGUUCAAGGGUGAGCACAUCAACUUCACUGAGGAUCGUGCUGUCUACCACGCUGCUCUCCGCAAUGUCUCCAACGAGCCCAUGCAGGUCGAUGGCAAGAGCGUUGUCGAGGAGGUGAACGCCGUGUUGGAGCACAUGAAGGAGUUCUCCGAACAGGUCCGCAGUGGUGAGUGGAAGGGUUACACUGGCAAGAAGAUUGACACCGUCAUCAACAUUGGUAUCGGUGGUUCUGAUCUUGGCCCGGUUAUGGUCACCGAGGCCCUGAAGCCAUACGGUGCUCCGGAUAUGAAGCUGCACUUUGUCUCCAACAUUGAUGGAACUCACAUUGCCGAGGCCCUCAAGGACUCCAACCCUGAAACUACCCUCUUCCUGAUCGCUUCCAAGACCUUCACCACCGCAGAGACCACUACCAACGCGAACAGCGCCAAGAAGUGGUUCCUCGAGACUGCCAAGGAUGAAUCCCAUAUCGCCAAGCACUUCGUUGCCCUUUCCACUAACGAGGCCGAGGUCACCAAGUUUGGCAUUGACAAGAAGAACAUGUUCGGCUUCGAAUCCUGGGUGGGUGGUCGCUACUCCGUCUGGAGUGCUAUCGGUCUCUCCGUUGCCCUCUACAUCGGUUACGAGAACUUCCACCAGUUCUUGGCUGGUGCCCAGGCCAUGGACAAGCACUUCCGUGAAGCUCCUCUGGAGCAGAACAUUCCCGCCAUUGGUGGUUUGCUGAGUGUGUGGUACAGCGACUUCUUCGGUGCCCAGACUCACCUGGUUGCACCUUUCGAUCAGUACCUGCACCGAUUCCCUGCCUACCUGCAGCAGCUCUCCAUGGAGAGCAACGGCAAGGCCAUUACCCGCUCUGGCGAAUACGUCAAGUACACCACUGGCCCUAUCCUGUUUGGCGAGCCUGCCACCAACGCCCAGCACAGCUUCUUCCAGUUGCUCCACCAGGGCACCAAGCUCAUCCCGUCGGACUUCAUCAUGGCUGCCGAGUCCCACAACCCUGUCGAGGGUGGCAAGCACCAGCGUAUGCUCGCAUCCAACUUCCUUGCUCAGUCCGAGGCCUUGAUGGUCGGUAAGACCCCCGAGCAGGUCAAGACUGAAGGUGCCCCCGACAACUUGGUCCCCCACAAGACCUUCCUUGGAAACCGCCCUACCACUUCGAUUCUGGCUCAGAAGAUCACUCCCUCCACUCUCGGUGCUUUGAUCGCGUACUACGAGCACCUCACCUUCACUGAGGGUGCCGUCUGGAACAUCAACUCCUUCGACCAGUGGGGUGUGGAGCUGGGCAAGGUUCUUGCCAAGAAGAUCCAGCAGGAGCUGGAGACCUCUGGCGCUGGCGCUGGUCACGAUGCUUCAACCAGCGGUCUGCUGGCCGCCUUCAAGCAGAAGGCCAACCUGGCAUAG